Corticium candelabrum is the source of this 1320-nucleotide messenger RNA. RefSeq lists its product as uncharacterized. NCBI's taxonomy places the organism in Eukaryota, Metazoa, Porifera, Homoscleromorpha, Homosclerophorida, Plakinidae. The coding region runs from base 476 to 1165 and encodes 229 amino acids. The record is from RefSeq and is a predicted model, not a curated record. The transcript has a single exon.
AACUGUUCCCCUUAGCCGGUUUGAUCAUGGUGUGCGUCGUUGCCUAGAGAAGAUGUUCAAUUUGUCUAUGUCUGACGCCUGUUGGAAACAGGCAACCCUACCACAGUCUGUCUUGGUGGCCUUGGUCUAAGAGAAGCCAGCAGGACAGCUCCAGCAGUCUUCAUUGGAACCUGUAAUUCAACUUGCAAAUUAUUAAGUCAAUUGCUUGGGCAUGCUACGUCAUUUGUGGAUAGCAGUGAGCACGUCAACCUCGCCUCAUUCGACCAGAAUUUGAUAGUUUCUGGUGAACUACCAACUUGAGAGAUUUUAAGGAGUGUACUGUCACUGUGAGGAUAUUGAUUUCAAGGCUUCUAAACAACGCGAAUUCCAAGCCGUUCUUGACUCAUCACUGCUACGGAAAAUCAAGGCUGAAAGUAACUUACGAGAUAAAGCACGUCUCAACUCAGUCUCCACCAGACAUUCCGGGGCAUGGCUUAUGGCAAUACCUAACCAGAAAUUAGGCCUGGUCAUGUCUCCUCAGGAAUUUAUGGUUGCUCUUUGUAUGUGGCUUGGCAUUCCUGUGUUUGCAUCUCCUCCUUCGUCCGUUAGGUGUCCUUGUGGUACUGUCAUCGAUCCACAUGGAGAUCAUGUCUUGGGUUGUGGUCAUGGCUCACUAAGAAAUAAAAGGCAUGACACACUUUGUGACGUCAUUUUCAACACAGUUCUUGUUGACAACCGCGACUGCAAGAAGGAGCAACGGUGCAACAGCCACAACAAUGCCAGACCAGGGGAUGUGUUUCAUCCUGACUUCCUGCAGGGCCGAGCUGCGUAUUUUGAUGUGACCGUUAGGAAUUCCCUACAGGCAUCAUAUCUUCUAGAAUCAGCCACCCAACCAGGAGCAGCAGCUGCUGGAGGAGACUCCGAGAAGAUUGCACAGUAUGAAGAUGAAGUUAACGCAGCUGGAUGUGAUUUCUAUUCUCUAGUUGUAGAGGCACUGGGAGUUUGGUUUCCUAGUUCUUUAGAGAUUUUAAAAAUUAUAGCAAGAAGAGCUGUUUUAACUACAGGGACAACGGUCUCUAGAGCUAUCCAGCAUUUACUGCAACAACUUUCUUUUAGUCUUUGGCGGUAUAAUGCUAAACUGAUCUUGGACAGACUAGCCAUCUGUAAUGUUGACAAUGUUAUGUAGGAGUAUGUGUGAUUUGUUUGCCCACUGUUAGUGGGUAAAAUAUAAAAAAAUUAAAAUAUACUAUAUAUAUAUGUCUAGUUUUGAAUGGAAUGUAGUUCUUUAUUGUAUGUUUCUGUUUUUGUAUAAUUCUGACUGGAACUAACAUCAUAGUUUGA